Molecule: messenger RNA, 3560 nt
Organism: Linum tenue
Lineage: Eukaryota; Viridiplantae; Streptophyta; Magnoliopsida; Malpighiales; Linaceae
Source: the annotation of a GenBank genome assembly
UCGGAAUUCGAAAGGAAAGAAAAAACGGAAGGUGAAAAGCCAACUCAACUUUCUAUUUAGCAAACAAGAAUCCUCCCCUCCGGCCAAAUAUAAAACGAAGCCGCUCCCCGCUCUGUCUCCUCCAGUUCUCACUCCCUUCACCAUCAACAAUCGCCGUAUUCGUUUCUCUCCGGGAGCUCAGCAACCGCCGCGAAGUUUGUUGAAAUAUCCGAUUCCGGGAAGCUCCUCUCUGGCGGUUACGAAGGUUGGCGCGGAUUAGGUUUGUAGUAGCAUUCUGAAGUUCGUGGAGCAUCAGAGUGGUGGAUAUUGAUCGCUGUUGUUUACUUCAAUUUACCUCUAUGCAAGAUAUGUCGAAUGAAAGUGUGAGAAGGGUCUCACCCAGAGACAUACAAGUGGUUCAAAAUCUCAUAGAACGAUGUCUUCAGUUGUACAUGAACCAACAGGAAGCUGUCCAAACCUUAUUGGCUCAGGCAAAGAUAGAGCCUAGUUUCACAGAACUUGUUUGGAAAAAGCUUGAAGCAGAAAAUCGGGACUUCUUUGAUGCAUAUUAUCCGAGACUAAUAGUGAAGACCCAGAUAAUGGAAUUCAAUAAGUUACUUGAGCAACAAGUGGAGCUGAUGCAUCAUAUAAGUCCAACUGGAGUUGCUUCUAUUCCUAAUUCUAACGGGUCUCAGCUUCCACCAUUGCAUCAGAACUCCGCAUGCUAUGUCUCUGAGCAGGCAUGUGGUGCCUUGAGAUCAGAUAACAUACAACAUACACCCAUUUGUUCAAGCAUUCCCAAUUCAUUUACUAAUGGUGGAUCCUCACUCCAUUCGAGUAUGCAAACUGCUGUUGACAUUUCAGCUCAUGCAAAUAGAAUUGAUGCUUCAACAAACUUGCUUGCCAUUCAAACUACAAACUUGGGUAUGACGCAAGGAUUGAAUGGAGCCAUAAAAUCUGAAUCUGGUUACACAGGCACUUCUUAUGUGGUGGGCACUGGUGUAAAUGUCAUAGAAGCACGUCAAUCCAUUGCAGAUGCAUCGUUCGGCAGCGUAGAGUCCAGUUCACAAGCCAUUAAUGAGGCACUUAUUGAUCCAGACACAUCUUCUUUUGGAUUUUUGGGUCGGAUUCCUCGAAAUUUCAGUCUUUCAGAUCUGACUGCCGACUUUAAUCAGAGCUCAGAUAUACUAGAGAACUAUGUUAGAUCACCCUUCAUGGGUGCUGAAAAUGAUAACUUCUUGGAUUCUCGCGACAGAGAGCUUCAAGGGGACAGUCGAUUGGAUACUAUUUCUGAAGGAGUGAGUUAUCACAAUUUUGGAGCGGAGUAGGUGCAUAGUUCUAGGGUCCAGGUCAUAAGGCGAAGGAAAAAUUUCAAACUGUACAUGUAGCAUUGUGUAGGAUGGGGAUAGAGCUUCAGGUCUAGAUGAGUUUCUUCAAGGGUGCAUUUUCAAGGUUGUGUAGCAACUAGCAAUAACAAGAGUAACGCGUCGAGUGUGGCAAUUUAUGAUGAUACUACUCGAUAAUAGUGUGGCUAGCUAGAUUGGUUUGUGUCUUUCACCUCCUAUGGAAGAAUUUUGCCAUGAUACUGUUUCUAAGUAUAUUAGGGGUUUUAGAUGAGCUUGUAUAAAUGUUUGAAUAGCAGGUAUUUGCAGAGUUUUAACGAGUGUGCAACAAAGUGAAUAUUAUGUCACAAAGCUCUCUAAUGUCUCAACAUGGACAAAGCACCAACUCGCAAAUCUGAAGACGGAAACAUGGAGUGAAAAGGGGACAACUAAUCAACAAUCCUAUCAAAUCAGUAAACAAGGCGUGGCUCAAAUUCGGCCAAGUCCACGGAUCCAGACUCGAUGGGCGGCAUCAGGUACGCAGAUAUGAUCUCGGAAACCAGCGCUGCAACAAUAGGUACUCUCUUCAAGUUCUUCACCAAUGGAAUAUCGUCGGUCUCUCCUACAGCCAGCAGCUUCUGGUUUAUCUCCACCAUCCUGUCUAGCUUUCUCUUGAACUCCGGGUUCUCCACAUCCAGCACUGCCGGGAAUAUCCUGGCUGUCGUCCUGUUCGUCUGCAAAGAAGAACAAUCACAGCAUGUCAGCUUCCAGGAACCGAUAGCAGCCUCCGUGCGGCAGCAAAGCUAACCGUUGUUCGUUUCAAUUGACAGGGGAAAGGCCAUAUUGUUACCUCAAUGAUGACAUGCAUGUCGAAUUCUUUCGUGUUGAGUCCAAUCCCUUCAUAGAAAUCUGAUCUCUGACAGUCAUUGAGGUACAUCGUGACAUACACAGAGAGGCAGAAGAAGCGAGCCCAGAGCUUGGCCUUCCAGUCGUUGAGGAACUGCGGCUGAGCCUUCAUCAGCGCUGAGAAGAAAUCACCAUGACGAUUCUCAUCCUGGCACCAGUUCUCGAAGUACUUGAAGAUCGGGUAGCACUGGUACUCCGGAUUGGCCUUGAGAUGCCUGUAGAUGGUAAUGUACCUCCAGUACCCUAUCUUCUCCGACAGGUAGGUCGCGUAGAAGAUGAACUUCGGCUUGAAGAACGUGUACUUCCUCGCCUUUGUCAGGAACCCCAAGUCCAGUGCCAGGUUGAAAUCCGACAACCCCUUGUUCAGAAACCCUGCGUGCCUGGCUUCAUCCCUUGACAUGAGCGAAAAGAUCUCCGCCACCACUGGAUUGGUUUUCUGCAUCAUCGAAUCGAAACAAUCGAAUCGUUUCAGUCAGUUAAGAUUUCGCUAUGUUACCUCUACCAGUAGAACAGGCAUUGGGAUUGGUUGAGCUGUGAUUACUUACUUUCAGCCUCCUGCCGAGCUCUUUGUAGAGGAGGAACCCGGAGAACUCGGCGGUGCAGGAUCGCUCGAGGAACUCGACGAAGAUCUGGCGGAGAGGGCCUUGCAUCUUGUCGGCGGCUUCCUUGAACUCCUUGUUCCUGACGAAGUGGGUCUGGUUGUAAUCGGUCUUGAACUCCUGCAGCAGGGCUUCGAACUCCUCCUGGUUCAGCUGCUUGUUGAUCUCCGAAUUGAACAGCGUCUCCAUCUCGUCGAAGUCCGUGGUGUAGAACCGCGGGGUCAGCAGCGUCUCCUUUAUCGCCGUCUUUUGCAGCUUCUUCUUGGUCCCGCCGCCGCUGGCGGUGGUAGAGGUGGCCGACAUUCUGAUGGAGCAGAACGACAGUCUGCUGCUGCUUCUGGAAGUGGUGGUGAAUUUGGAGAUGAUGGGUUUUGCCAGGGCCAUCUCUGCCGCCAUUGUUGUGGCUGGUGUUCAGGGUGGGGGAAGAUUGCUGGAGCUGGAGAAGGGAGUGGAAAAUGGGAAAUGGCGAUGGGAAAGCUUAUAAUUGGUGGGGGAAGAUGAUUAAAAUUCUCAUCCACUGGAAAUCUACUAGAGUUUAUGUGAGCGCUACACGUGGCCAAGGGUUAUUGGCGGGGCUCGAUUUGCCAGUUUGCCACAAGUGGCUGUGGCGAUAGACUGUUGUCGUCGCCCAUUUGUGCAAAAUCUCACCUCCCGUGGUUGGCUGGAGUCUGGACGCCAUAAGAUUUCCAACAACCCUUAAUUUCCCUAAAAAAAAAAUUGAAAUGUUAUCGUACUCUUUACAAGUAACCAAUAG